AUGUCUAGCGGAUUUAUGAAUAAUCUGCAGGAUGGUAGGUCUACUGAUUUUUCAAAAAGUGGGUCUCAAUUGAAGAACAAGCCUAUGCAUAAAAGAAAACAAUCUCAUGAGAGCGAGUUUUCUAAAAACAAUGGUAAUACUCAGAAGAAGAACGGCCCUAAGAAGUUAAUGAUGGUCCAGAAUGAUGCAGUUAAAGAUAAAGUUAUAGGCUCUAUUAUGUCGAACCCUUCUAACUUUGGGUUUCAAAAGAGAAACUAUAAGAGAAGAGAGUUGCCAAGGUUUUUACUCGGACAGAAUCCACAGUUGAAGCCAAGACCAUUUAAACAAGACCCAUGGGAUAAGUUAAACCAGGAUAAAAUGACUGAAUUAGAAAAUAGUAUAGAAGACUUGACGGAGUUGUAUGAGACACUGAAAAAAAUGAGAGAUAACGAAAGAAAAGUUAUGGAAAAGAAAGGACUAGUGGACAAGGCCGAUUUUGCGAAAGAUUUGAAUGAUGCUAUUGUUUUCCAAGGUACAUGUCAAGAUAUGUGUCCAAUUUUUGAAAGAGCAAGAAGAAACGUCGAAUACACAGUCUAUUCUUAUGAAAAAGAUGAUCCCAAUAGUAAAAAGGCUUCUGUUUCAAAGGCUUUGAAAGUUUUUGCAAGACCUGCAGCAGCAGCUGCCCCUCCUCUACCAUCUGAUGUCAGACCUCCCCAUAUUCUAGUUAAAACAUUGGACUAUUUAAUUGAUAACUUAUUACCCACUCUUCCUGCUAGUGAAGGUUUUAUUUGGGAUAGGAUGAGAUCUAUUAGACAAGAUUUUACUUAUCAAAAUUAUUUAGGCCCUGAAGCAAUCGAUUGUAAUGAAAGGAUUGUAAGAAUACAUCUAUUGAUAAUUCAUAUUAUGGUUAAAUCGGGAAAUGAGUUUUCAUUACAACAAGAAUUAGAACAAUUACAUAAAUCUUUAAUCACUUUAUCUGAAAUCUAUGAUGAUGUAAGAAAUGCAGGCGGUGCAUGCCCAAAUGAAGCUGAAUUUAGAGCUUAUGGUUUAUUAAGUAAAAUUAGAGACCCAGAAUACGAGAAGAAUAUUCAAGAAUUACCAGAUGAAAUUUUUAAAAAUGAGCUAGUCCAAAUAGCUUUAUGUUUCAGAAAAUUUAUUUCAAACUCUGGCUUCUCAGAAAGAGGUUUUAUUCGUACCGAAUCAUGUCUGAAUUUUUACACAAGUUAUUUCCAAUUGAUGAAAUCUGGAAACGUUCCUUUUUUGAUGAACUCUUUCUUAGAAAUAUAUUUGAAUGAAGUUAGAUUUUAUGCAAUGAAGUCACUUUCCCAUACUUUGAACAAAAAAUCUAAACCUUUAAGUUUAGACUAUAUCAAAGAAAAUCUCUCUUUCAACUCAAAUGAAGAAAUCAUUUCAUUUUGUGAUUAUUAUUCGAUAGAUGUCGUCAAUGAUGGAAUUGAUUUAAAAACUUUAUCGCACCAUUCUCAUAGGAUACCAGAAUCAAAACCAUUAAAACAAUCAUAUUUGAAUUUUGUGGAUAAUCAAUUGCAACAGCAAAAAUACCAACAUAUAAUCAACAGUGGUUUACCAAAUAUUGAUUCAUUACCAAAUGUUGUUAGUCCGCUUACUGUAUCUGUUUCUGAAAAUGAGUUCGAAAAUGAUGAAGAGAUGGAGCUUGAAGAUGCGACCAUGAAUCAACAAGUGAAAUCAUUUACCAAUUCGAAACCGUUUUUUGGCAAAGCAGAAGAUAAAAAUGAAGUUAUUUCUUCUGCUCCAAAAAAGAACUCAUUACUAGAAGAGAAAUUAAAAGCUUUGCGUAAACAAGGAGGAAAUAAAUUUAAUUUACCAAAUUUGAAACAAUCAAAUGUUGUUGAUAAAGAUGAGGUAAAACUUGAAAAAAUUGAAGAAGCCAAAUUUAGCACCAGUGACAUUCCAAUAGAGGCUAAGUUUAUUAGCGAAACGACACCAGCCAUUUCCAAACCAGCAAUCGAAUUUAAUUUAAACAGUGCAUUUUCUGGUGAUUCAAAGAAGGGUCCUGAUGAAUCUUCAACGAUGAUGUCUUCAAUAUUCAAUAAUAACAUAGCUAAUGAAACUCUAACACCUCGUCCAGCUAUUAAAGAAUCAAUUAAAAAACUUGACUCCUUAGAGAAUAAAACAGAAGGUAGUUCAUUAAAAGCAAAUAGUUUCCAAGGUUUAUUUAAAAAAGACGUCCAACCAAAGGGCAACCGUUUUAACGAAACAAAAAUUGAACCAUCUCCUAUUUCUCUUCACACUAAAAAGUCUACAACUGAGUCUGAAUUGAAAAAGACUCAGACUAUUGCAAGAAAGAAUUUAGAAGAUGAAAAAAAAAGCAUGAUAGAUUCUCUGUCAAGAAAGCUGUAUUAUGCAUUUAUUCAUGAACAGUGCUAUUUAAUAUGUAAUGAAUCAAAAGCUGAAGCCCAUUAUAUUAAUAAUAAGAAAAAAAAUUAUUUAAACAAGUGGAAAAGAUUAUUAAAAAAUAAACAAAAAGAAGAAGAAGAAAACAAAAAAAGAAAAGAAGAAUUGCUUUCUGUCAAUAAGCAAUUAGGUGUACCGAUCAUACGAAAAGUAUCGUUGCUGUCGACACCAACUACUCGUAAUGUCAGUUCUUCAUCUUUUAGAAUACCAUCUUCAACUAUGAAAAGAACUGUAUUAUCUCCUGUUAAUAAUGAAAAAUCUAGUUUUAACCAUAAUAACCAAAAGGGUAAUACAAACGAUAUUUGGGAACAAUUUGAUAUUGAACAAAUAUAUUCAAAUCCUAUCAUGAAAAAAUGUAAUAAGGAGAAUAUAAAAAGUCACAGUAUUUUAUUAUAUAGUAACAAUUAUAGCUGUGUUUCAACUAAGUGGAUGUUACAUAAAUUUGGACUUUUUGGGGAUAUGAAUUCCCGGGUCAUUAAAGGUAAAGAUUCAUCGUUAACUAUUAAAAAGGUAGGACUACAGGAGCCACCGUCUUCACUAGAGGAAUCACAAUUGCUUGUAUUCAAUACUGGUGUCACCGCUGCGAACAUUUUUGAUUUAGAAUUAAAGUUAAAACAAGAUGGUGAAGAUCUAGUUAAAUUGGCUUCUAAAAUUUCAAUAUCCACUAACAUCAAAUUUAGCAUUUUGAUCGUUUAUUGGGAGUCAUUGGAGACUACAUUUAGUGAAAACGAUAUUACUAAAUUUUUAAAAUUACCAAGAAUAUCAAAAUCUUUUGAAAGUGUGCUAGCUGAUAUUGUUGUGACCAGAAUUUCCAACAAUUUUCCGGAGGAGUCCUUACGUAGAGGCCUUUGUGAAAUAAGUAGCAAAUAUUCGUUCCAAUACACAGAAAAAGGAUUACAAUCGAGCGAGAAAGGAUUGUCAGCACGCUCAAUUGCUGGCAUCGCUUCCAAUGGUGGAAGCAACACUUCUUUAAACUCCAAGAACAUUGAUGCCAAGAUGAAGAAGAUGUUGGAGUACGAGAAACAAAAAUACAAUUCAGAGAGAUCCAAGAAUAACACGUACGCUCACUUGCAAAUACAUCUCGCUGCGUCACCCAAAAUGAGGAAGAGAAAGCUACCUAUUUUGUUCUCCGAAGUACAGAAUGGCAAAUUCCGAACCCCAUCUGCGAUAUCCAUCGAUGCAAUCUCUUCAUCACCUAGCGUAUCCUCCCACUUGGCCAACAAAUUCAGAAAGACCCAACAGCGUAUUAUCAGCGCACCUGACAUGGUUGCACCGGGAACACCUAGUUACAUCAACAACCUACCACGCGCUAACUUGCAACUACCAUUACGAUUACCAUCCUUGGAGGUGACACCUGUGAUCUCGAGAAAAGUGACCCCGAAUAGCCACAUCUUAGCUACCACCAUGAUAUCCGGUGACACAAGCAAUGGAGCACUAAACCACUCUGUUACAUCUUCCGCUACUAGGUGGAACACCAGCAAUGUAAUAACCGCCACGCCAGUCGUCCAAACGUCAACAAUGCAUGUGCCAGUGACCCACAAGCGUUCCACUACACCACGUCAUGAGACCUUCCAUGGCUCAAUAAGAACUCCAUCGGGAGGGAAGACCAACUCCACAAGAGUCUCGAGUCUUAACAACCUGAGGACGCUAAUAGACUCUGUCAAGAAGCGUGCACACGACUAG
This is a messenger RNA of Tetrapisispora phaffii CBS 4417, 4095 nucleotides long. RefSeq names its product Sac3p (gene SAC3). Gene Ontology annotation, cellular component: transcription export complex 2; cytoplasm; nucleus. Gene Ontology annotation, biological process: mRNA export from nucleus. Bases 1 to 4095 code for a protein of 1364 amino acids. NCBI's taxonomy places the organism in Eukaryota, Fungi, Ascomycota, Saccharomycetes, Saccharomycetales, Saccharomycetaceae. The transcript has a single exon. The record is from RefSeq and is a predicted model, not a curated record.